UGCCCACCCUGGCCCUGCCUCCCUCCGCCUAUGAGAUGAUUUGAUGUGUAUAAAUACAGCAUCUCUUUGCGUUUAUUUAUUCACCAUACUUUUACUUCAUUAUUUGCUUAAUCAUCCAACAAGAUAAACUUUAGAACUUUGAUUUUCAAAAUCGUUUCUAGAUCCUAUUCACCACCAAUGGCAGUUCCAGUGCUUUUCUUCCUCACUUUGGCCACCCUCUUCCUCUCUGGGGCUCAUUCGGCUACAUUCACAAUCACAAAUAACUGUCCAAACACAAUAUGGCCGGCGACACUGACCGGCGGUGGCGGCGCUCAAUUAUCUACCACCGGGUUUGAGUUAGCUUCGGGAGCAUCAUCACCUAUCAACGUCUCAGCUCCUUGGUCAGGCCGGUUCUGGGCCCGAAGUUUCUGCUCCACUGACUCCACUGGAAAAUUCACCUGUCGAACUGCAGACUGUGGCUCCGGUCAAAUAGCUUGCAACGGUGCCGGAGCAAUACCGCCGGCGAGCCUAGUAGAGUUCACUCUUGCCGCCGCAGGUGGACAAGAUUUCUACGACGUCAGCCUCGUAGAUGGGUUCAACUUGCCUGUUUCGGUGACUCCACAAGGUGGCUCAGGUGGCUGUAAUUCGACGGCUUGCCCGGUCGAUGUGAACGCAUAUUGUCCGCCGGAGCUGGCUGUGAGGUAUGAAAAUGGGGCUGUGAUUGCUUGCAAGAGUGCAUGUUUGGCUUUCAAUCAGCCGCAGUAUUGCUGCACCGGCAUGUUUCGGUCGCCCGAGACUUGCCCGCCGUCGGAGUAUUCCAAGUUUUUCAAGAGCAAAUGCCCACAGGCUUAUAGUUAUGCAUAUGAUGAUAAAACUAGCACUUUAACUUGUACUGGUGGAGCUAAUUACUUUGUAACGUUCUGUCCAUGAGACAUAAAAUGGGGAGAAGAAGCAUGCAGUUUUACUAACUAGUGUUAGUGGUAGUACCACGUAUGCUUGGUUUGAGUUAGUGGUGGUUUGUUUGUUACUUGCUGUUAAUUUUAUUUCCAUAGGUGCAUGUUUACCAUUUCCUUUCGGCUAGGAUUCACGAUAUUAGGAAUUCUGUGUUUUAUGAGGCUAUUUAAUAGCCAUG
Messenger RNA from Ilex paraguariensis (yerba mate), 1111 nucleotides. The record is from the annotation of a GenBank genome assembly. Lineage: Eukaryota; Viridiplantae; Streptophyta; Magnoliopsida; Aquifoliales; Aquifoliaceae.